Molecule: messenger RNA, 635 nt
Organism: Oppiella nova
Lineage: Eukaryota; Metazoa; Arthropoda; Arachnida; Sarcoptiformes; Oppiidae
Source: the annotation of a GenBank genome assembly
ACCGAGAGAGCGGCCAAAAAGUGUUGACGUGUUUUCUUUUGCCUCAAAUGUCAGAUCACUCUCGAAAUUCUCCCAAAAGUGUUGUUUCGCCCAAUGAUUCCAAUAAUGACAACAAUUUGUUGGCCGACAGACAGAUGAUUAAGUUUUCUAACGAUCCGUCGGAUUUGAAUGGCGUCGACGACGAUCUCGAUGUGCGGAUUACAACCAAAUUGAUUAGAGCGCCCACUCCUUAUCCCAAGGAACUGAAAGCACACGCCCGACACGCCCGCAAUCUGGCGCUUAAGCAAAAGGACAUCAAUAACACCUCCACUUCCCAGAAGUCCGACAAUGAUAUGAUUGUUGCAACCAAUGAGAGCGAACCCAUUAGCCCUGAAAGCGACCAAAUGUCUAGUCAUUCACAAGUAAAAGAAGCAAAACUAUCGAAAUCUCCUUCAAAUAUAAGACACAUUCCCAACAGUCAACCACCGAAGAGGCCGACAACGCUUCCCAUCAGUUCAGCAUUCAAUGUCCCAAACGUUGAGAAAUCUCCUAAAAGUGCUCUCGAUACGGAUCACUUGGAAUUAGUGGCUUCGAAAAUAUCGAAACUUAUCAAAUCUCAAGACAAAGAAGUGUUUGAUUCCAAUGAGAAACCAAGU